UAAAAAGUUGUGCGCUCCUCCUCCUCCUCGUCCAUGAGGCUGAUUUGGCUCCAGAUAUAAACACACAUAGCUGCUCUGUCCGCGCUGCGCUCCCCAGUCUCCUCACAACAAGCAGACAGAUCUGCUCCAAGAGGCUGAAAAACAGAAGAAAAGAAAAAAGAAAAAGCAGCAGGAGGAGACGAUCUGUGGCACAUUACCCAGGAUGGAGUUCUGCUAUCAAGGAUGAGGUUGUGUCUGGAGCAGUGCAUGGGGCAGAGAGAUAACCAGGGUGGGAACUACAGAGAAGAGAAAGGAUUCUCCAUCCAAGCCGUCUGUGGCUGAGCUGGCUGGAAGAUUCAGAGGUCAUAUUCUACCAAUGCCCACCUCAAAUGACGAGUUUCGCAGAAGACCGCCAUGUUCCCUCAAGUUGCAAAAUCAAAAAGAUGAUAAUGAAGAAUCAGAUAAAACUACUGUCUCCGCCAAACCCUUUAAAGUAAAGGUGAAGAGCUCCCCCAUCAUCGAGAAACUUCAGGCCAAUCUUGCUCUGUCACCCACUGCUCUGCUGCCUUCACCCAAGAGUCCCGAGGCCAAGAUCCCAUCUGCGCCUUUGUCCCCCACCACACCCUGCAGCCCGACGAGCCCCAACCUGCGGCCCUCACAUCUGUCCAGCGAAGACGAGGAUCCUGUCAGCUUCAGCGACCCUCCUGAAGGCACCACGUUGCCGAGCAUCAACAAGACUCGUGCACGGCUAUCAUUCAAGAGGCGCCCACCCACAAGACAGCACAGGAGGUCAGCUGGAGAGGAGUCAGGGGCCUUUGGGAGCGCUAUGUCCCCAUGUGAACUGUACAGCCCAAACGAAAAUGGGGACAAGGACCAGGCUUUCAACAGCCCAGCUGAAGAGGCUGGAAACGGACUGCCUGCCAGUCUGAAAGAAGCCGAAGAAAAGGACAAGGACUGUGAAAAAACAGAGGAUGAGGUAGCAGCAGACGACAAGAGGAGAGAUCCGGAGGAGGAUCAGGAAGCAGAGACUUUGGAGGAGAAGCCUUCAGAGCCUUCCCCUGCCAAGCCGAUAGAGGGCGAUAUUACGGCAGGAGAGGGGCAGGCGGAGGCGGCAAUGGAGGAAGGAGAAAAUGACAGAGUGUGAGCUGUGAAAAACAAAUAUAUGAAUAAGUUAUUCAGCGCUUUUAAAUCAGAAAACUCCUCAACUGUUUUUAAAUGUCUUGGGUACCUGCUCUGUUUUAAGUCCCUCUAUUGCCCUCUAGAGAACAGGUCUAUAAACACUGGAGGGUUGUGAGAACAGCUGUUCUCUGCACAUGGACAUAAGCUUCACAGUUAUACCGAGUCUGUGUGAUCAGACUCUUGUUUUUAUGAUCUGCAUCUUUGCUGAGAUGUGACACGAGUCAAAGACAUUGCUAAGAGUGCACUUCCAUGUCAGACGUCUCUGUCAUGUACAGAAAAUACUGAAUGCUGGGUCGACCAAAGGCUAGAAAUAUUAUUAGAGUCACAUAUAUAUUAGUAGAUAUAUAACAUGUGCUGACAUAUCAAAUCACUUUAGGUUGAAAUUAUAUAUUUUGCUUAUUUAGUUUUCUUCUGAUGUGCGAUGUUGGUGUACUUGUCUCGCUUGUCUUUUAUUUUGUAUAAUAUAAAAUAUCUAAAUCACAGAGCUACUGUGAAGUGACUGGGAUCCUCAAAAUAAAAAGCCUCCUUCUUAUAUAAGUUAAAAAAAAAAGAAGUCGACAUUACUUGUGUUUGGUCAAAUAUUUGAAACAAUCAAUAUGAGUCAGUAUGUAUAUCUUGUUUUUCUUUCGCUUGAUUUAGUGAACAGUCUUGAGUCAGAUGAGGCCAAAAAAAGCAUGAAUUUGUAGUAACAAAGGUGUGACUGGUGAUACAGGAUAGCAGUGUAAAUAUGCAGAUUGAAAGGCUUCUACACACAGACGAAACACUGAGGUGAUUUAAAUCAUCAGCCUCACUGAAAUACCAGGAGGGAGAGAGAAUUAGUAUUUUUUGUCUAUUUGGCGCCCCCUAGUUACAGACUGGAGUAUCACUGUUGAACAUGUGGAUAACUGUACACGCAUAUCUGUUAUGAUUGUGACAGUCGACAGCCAUGCUGACACCAAACAUCGAGAACAACAAAAGACGUAACAGCCAGCUGAUAUUACUCUCUAUUGCAACAACAACAAGAAGUCCAGCUCGGCAUUUGUCUUUCUGUCUCGCCAACGAGUCAGUCCCAGAUUUACCCUCGUCUCGGUCUGUCACUCUGUCUUCUUCUUCCUCUGUCGUCCUCUUCAGUCUCUUCACCUCUGCCUCAUCUGAGCCCAGUUAUGUUGCCUGCUCUCCUGGCUCUGGUUCUGGUGUCCAUGGCGGCGUCACUCCCUGUCUGCAACGUUUUAAUCUAGUAGGUUAAAUUAAAACAAGGCUGACAACUAUUUGUUGUAUCAACAACAAUAUUAAUAAUAAUUGUAACUGUUUAUUUAUAUAGCAUGUCUGAUAAAAGCAUGGCACCAGACUCAUUCAAACAUUUCAGGACGGAUCUCCAAUGACUCCGGAAACGCUCCUGAAAACUAUGGAUGAACAGCUUUUAUUGCACCUGUUUCUGUAGGACAAAUUACACCUCAGUGAUUCAACAUACGUAAUCACAUCAUUUUCCACUGCAGGUCUGCCCAUUAUCAACCAGAGCAGAGGUCUAAUAUCUGAACACAUCUGUGUGCAUGCAGAGCAUUAAAAUCAAAAGCCAGAUGUCUUUAAACAUAUUACACAGUGCUCCUGUUCCUGCCUGUAUUUUGUAUGAAAAUCAAAUU
Molecule: messenger RNA, 2777 nt
Organism: Larimichthys crocea (large yellow croaker)
Lineage: Eukaryota; Metazoa; Chordata; Actinopteri; Sciaenidae
Product: capZ-interacting protein
Exons: 7
Coding region: 356-1123 (255 amino acids)
Source: RefSeq, a predicted model, not a curated record